This is a messenger RNA of Caenorhabditis briggsae, 1701 nucleotides long. It is a transcript of the gene Cbr-nac-3, whose product is annotated as Protein CBR-NAC-3. NCBI's taxonomy places the organism in Eukaryota, Metazoa, Nematoda, Chromadorea, Rhabditida, Rhabditidae. The record is from RefSeq and is a predicted model, not a curated record. The transcript has 8 exons. Gene Ontology annotation, molecular function: citrate transmembrane transporter activity; succinate transmembrane transporter activity. Gene Ontology annotation, biological process: monoatomic anion transmembrane transport; citrate transport. The coding region runs from base 1 to 1701 and encodes 566 amino acids. Gene Ontology annotation, cellular component: membrane.
AUGUCUCUCUCCCUCCAUUUGUCCGGAUGGCCGGAGAACUCGGAGAGCCGUCAACGGAUGCUUGAAAGCUCUUCGAGCACCAAUUUCGUUCAGCAUUUUGUCUCCAGAGAGGUGUCCAACAAGGAGCGACUGCUAUGUCUGUUGCGUCGAAUGAAGAAUGGAUUGGUUCUCGUUCUGACGCCAUUAUUAUUUGGACAAAUGCUGUGGUGGGAAGGACCGGAAUGGAGAUGUGCUUAUUGCGUGUGCAUCAUUGCAAUUUACUGGAUGUCCGAAGUGAUGCCUUUGGCUGUAACUGCAAUGUUACCCGUGGUUCUAUUCCCUUUGGUUGGAGUACUUGAUGCCAACACUACAGCUAAGGAAUAUAUGAAUGACACAAACUUCCUGUUCAUCGGAGGUCUAAUUAUGGCUGCAGCUGUUGAGAAGUGUGAUCUACAUGAACGUGUCGCCCUUUCAGUUUUACGAUUAGUAGGAAGCGAGCCGAAAUGGAUCAUGCUUGGUUUUAUGACAGUCACUGCAUUGCUUAGCAGUUUUAUCUCGAACACUGCCACCACUGCAAUGAUGGUUCCAAUUGGGCAAAGUGUAGUACAACAGUUGAUUUCCUCCUUCCAACACCAUCCAACAAAUGGAGAACGCGGACGUCAAGGAUGCAAGAAAAUGGCAACAGGACUCGUUCUUUCCAUCUGCUUCGCUGCGAAUAUUGGAGGAACAGGAACCGCUACUGGAACACCAAGUAAUCUGGUCAUGUUGGGACAACUCAAUGCGCUUUUCCCGAAAGUCGAUGGAUCUCUGAACUACGUCACCUGGAUUUUCUUCGCCUAUCCUUUGAUGCUUCUGUGUCUCGGAGUGGCAUGGGCAACACUGGUUUGGUUCUUCUUGAGAGAUGCCCCAGAGAAAGACGAAGCUGUCACCGAAAUGCUGAAUACCAGAUAUCGGGAACUGCCAAGAAUGACCUAUGCUGAGAAGUCGGUCUUCGUCUGUUUCUGUAUCCUCCUCUCCCUUUGGAUCUUCCGUAACCCUGGAAUCGUUCCUGGAUUCAGUGUAUUCUUCAAAAAAGGAGCCUAUACUGAUGCCACGUCUGCAAUGAUUGUCUCCUUCUUACUCUUCGUUCUUCCAUCGGAGAAGCCCGACAUCGCAAGUUACAUCAAAAAGGAAGAUUUAAAGAAAAGAGGAUGUCUGAUGGAUUGGAAAACAAUGCAGGAAACAUUUCCAUGGAGUGUCGUCCUUCUUUUGGGAGGAGGAUUCGCUUUGGCUGCUGGAGUUAAGGAAUCGGGAUUGUCUCUUUUGAUUGGCACCAGUCUUUCUUCAAUCGAACAUCUUCCAUUAUGGAUUCUUCAACUUUUGACUAUGCUCAUCGCUAUGGUCAUUACCAAUAUCUGCUCCAAUACUGUGACUGCUUCCAUUUUUGUUCCAAUCGUAGCUACACUUGCUCAGAGAGCAGGACAUCAUCCAUUCACUUUAAUGCUUCCGACAACGUUGGCUUCUUCAUUUGCCUUCAUCUUCCCUGUUGGAACUCCCCCAAAUGCGAUUGUCUUCGGAAGUGGAAUGGUCAAAGUAUCAGAUAUGGCGUUCGUUGGUGGCAUCAUCUCAAUUGAACUUCUGAUUCUGACAGUCAUGUACAUGAACAGUAUUGCAUACUUAACUCUUCCACUUCUCGAGUUUCCAACAUGGGCGGUAAUCGUCAACAGUACAGUGACACCAUAA